Pogona vitticeps (central bearded dragon) is the source of this 1078-nucleotide messenger RNA. Its product is annotated as late histone H2A.1. Gene Ontology annotation, cellular component: nucleosome. Lineage: Eukaryota; Metazoa; Chordata; Lepidosauria; Squamata; Agamidae. Gene Ontology annotation, molecular function: DNA binding; structural constituent of chromatin; protein heterodimerization activity. The record is from RefSeq and is a predicted model, not a curated record.
UCAGUCAGCAGACAACCAUCCCGUUAUAAGAUAAAAGUAGUUUACUAGGGAAUCCUGAAACCCCUUCUGAGUGUCCUUGCCUAUCUACUAAUUGCUGUAGGUUGAUUGAGUCAAGUUGGUAAGGCCAUUCCAGCUGAAAAGAAGCCUACUAAUGAGCUUGCAGCUGCUGAGAGCUUAAAUGAGAAAAUGCAGACCGAGAAGGCUUUGAAGGGAAGGAGUUUAUAAUAUUCUUAGAUAAUUUCCAGAGGCAAGAGUCUUACCAUUUAUACCUUCUUUUAGUCUGAUAGUGGUAUAGCAUUAAGUAAAAUAAUUUAGUCUCUUGGCGAGAAGAAAUUUCCCCUGUGUUAUCACAAUAAGACCCAGACAGAGGAAUAAACUGCCUUGAAAGAAGUGGUGCAAAGAAAGCUUUGGGUGAUAGAAAUACAGAGAAUUUUCCUGCAUUUGUGACACCUCGUAAAUAGUAUAACAAUGUCUGGACGUGCCAAGAAAGCAGUGCAGACAAAGAAGACCAAAUCUGUAAAAUCUGGCCUGCAAUUCCCGGUGGGCCGUAUUGAGCGAUACCUCAAACAGGGCCACUAUGCGGAUAGAAUAAGCACUGGAGCGGCUGUGUAUUUGUCAGCUGUUUUGGAAUAUCUGACUGCGGAGGUCAUAGAACUGGCAGGAACGGCUGCGCAUCAGAACAAGAAGCAGCGGAUUGGGCCCCGGCACAUCCAGCUCGCUGUGAAGAAUGAUGAAGAGCUUAACAAGUUGUUUGCAGGAGUGACCAUUGCCGAAGGAGGCGUUCUGCCCAAUAUCCAAGCCCAGCUGCUUCCCAAGAAGACUGCAGCUAAAGAAGCUGUGGAAGAUACUCGGUCACAAGAAUUCUGAAGCCUGCUACCUUUUGCUCUCUUAUAAGAAGGGAUUUGUAAGCAAAGCUAUUGGGCUUUAUAAGGAUCUUAGCAUUAAGUGAUGUAUACCCCUAUUAUCUGUUUACCUUCUGACUUAAAAAAAAUUAUAACUUUAUAAAGUGUCAAAUGUAAAGCGAAUUCCAAUAUGGUUUUUUAAAAAAUGUUAAAAUAAAGGUCAAUUCUACACUGCA